Molecule: messenger RNA, 2113 nt
Organism: Theobroma cacao (cacao)
Lineage: Eukaryota; Viridiplantae; Streptophyta; Magnoliopsida; Malvales; Malvaceae
Source: RefSeq, a predicted model, not a curated record
UUAUUUAUUUUGGUUACUCCAAGGCCAUCCUUUCUGUUAUUUCGAGUUUACGUCCUUCAUUUUUUGGUUUGUAUGCUCUGUUGUUGGUGAUUUCUCCCUUUGAGUUUGGCUGGUUUGCUUUCCUGUUUUCUGUGCUUUGUGUCUUUCUAUGAUUUGAUUUUGCAUUUUUCUUCUCAAGGGUUUUCCUUCCAUUUUUGACUACUAUCUAUCUUUUCCCAGUUUUGAUUUGUCUCAUUUUUUCUUCUUUUCGGCUUUCAUUGUUGUUUCUUGAUUCCAUUAUAUAUAUAAAAAGAAAUUUGAUUACUCCCAUUUUAGUUUGGGUAUUUUUAAAAAAUUAUUUUUCCUUCAUUCCAUUAUUUAUUUGUAUAGUUGUGUUUUUGUGUUAUAGUGAUAGCCAUAUCUCUCAGUUGUGGUGGAUGAAUGAGCCAUUUGAUGCUUUUUUUUUUUUGUUUACUAUCAUCUUUAAUCUGUUGAGAAUAAACUCUUAUGGUUUUUUAUUGGUUGUUUAUUGACGUAAUCAUGAACGUAAGAAUGUUGAAUAUGAAUUACUGAACAAUUUAAAUGGAUGUUAAUUAUUUAUUUUAUUUAUAUUUAUUAUAAGUAAUUCCAUUUGGAUCAGUCCCUUGAAGAUCUAUCUUUCUCAUGGAGAUAUUGAUUUGACAGCCUUUGUGGCCUAAACUUAGAGGAGGCUCUAGCCAACGAUGUAUGUUCUAUCCUUCAAAGAGAAGAUCAUAACAGAGCUGCAGAGUUUGUGGUCAAGGAUGUCCAAUUAAUUCAGGCAAAGCAUUUUGAAUUUGAUGUUCCGAAUGAUUGCUUGGUGAUGGGCAAAGACUGGUGAAGCAUUAAAGCAAACAGUUUAGUGCGAAGUAAGAGCACCCAAAAAGAAUUCCAGAUAAUCCAACAAAGAACAAGGAAAAAAAAACAGAUACACCCAAAAAAAAUGUCGUCAAUUUUCGUUCAAAAACUUGCCCGUCGCCCUUUGUCAACCUAUCUGUCUCGUACACUCUCCAGAUACUUCUCCAUCGACUCGGGAUCUAAUAACUCAGUGGUUACUGAAAGGGCCGAAUUGACUCGGGUGCCAACUCUGGUGGAGGGAUGCGACUAUGAGCACUGGUUCGUGGUUAUGGAGGCUCCUAAGGGAUACCCACUUAGAGAUGAGAUCGUUGACACCUACAUUAAGACCCUAGCAAUGGCUUUAGGAAGUGAAGAGGAAGCUAAGAAGUCUAUAUACUCUGUCUCCACCAAGUAUUACUAUGCAUUUGGUUGCAAAGGCCCGGAAGAUUUGACUUUUAAACUUAAAUCUCUGCCUAACGUGAAAUGGGUUUUACCAGAUUCUUAUUUGGUUCACGGAGACAAUAGCUAUGGAGGAGAACCAUUCCUUGAUGGGAAGGUUGUUCAGUAUGAUGACAAGUAUCAUUCUGACUGGAUCCGGGUUCAAAAUGAUGAUGAAAGUAAAGAAACUCAUCCAAAAAAUGAAAGGGGAAGACAAAAGAAAAAGUAGCAUUAUAGAAGGCAUGCUGCUGUGCUUUAGCUUUCUCUUAUUUGGGUGUUAGAAGCUUACCCAUUAUUUUAGGAGAAUUAAAUGAAAAGAAGCAAGCACACCAGAAUCAGAUGUUACUUAGACUAUCUUGUCAGUGGAUUCUUAGAUAUUUGUUUCGCUUAUGCGCUGUAUAGAAUAGUGCCUUUGGUGCAACUCAUGGUCAAAAUGAAUCUUUGCAUUGCUGGUCAAAAUUUUGUAGCAUGGGCACAACGUGGGCUUGAUCCUGCAAUUACAAGGACCAGAGGGUCCAAUCACCUGCCACUGGGUUUACAUUGGCUUUUACUGAGAGGGGGAAAAAAAGGAUGGGGCACUCAAUAGUGGAAGCAUUGCCUUAUGCAACAAAUGUUCAAGAUUAACACCCAGUUGAUAUUUAGAAAUUGAAAAAGCUUUCAAUUGUAUUUGAUCCGAAGGAGAACCCUUUUAAGGUAAGACUGCUUAGUAGUUUUCUUUGCAAGAUUGUAAGGAGAGAAAGAGCUUAAUUUUCCAGCUAUAGUUUUUCUUCCUUUUCUAACUUCAUGCCAGCUGUAACUUGAAUUACCAUUCGACUAGAUGAUUGAUUUUUUUCUUCUGUUA